AUGGCGGCGGCGGUGCGCGCAGCGGGCUGCCUCCCCGCGCUGUGCCGCGUGCCCGCGGGUCACUUAUGGUCCAGGCAGCUUUACCUACACACGUUUCCAACAGCUUCCACUUUGGCAUUGAAGACUGUUCCCAGUAAUGGCCCUUUGUCAUCUCCAGGAACCAGAGACAAUUGUCAUUUCAGCGGCUUGACCUGUGCUCUACAGACACAAUGCUGGAUUUCUUCUCCCAGCAACUUGAUGGGCCAACAGCAUAGAUCCUAUAGUUUCUUCACUAAAUUGACAGCAGAUGAGCUAUGGAAAGGUGCUUUAGCAGAGACUGGUGCUGGAGCAAGAAAAGGAAGAGGCAAGAGAACUAAGAGAAAGAGAAGGAAGGAUUUGAACAGGGGUCAGAUCAUCGGUGAAGGGCAUAGUGGCUUCCUAUGGCCUGGUCUGAAUGUCCCUCUAAUGAAGGAUGGAGCUAUGCAGACCAUUGCCCAGAGAAGCAAGGAAGAGCAGGAGAAGGUGGAAGCUGACAUGUUCCAGCAGAGAGAAGAAUGGGACCGGAAGAGGAAGAUGAAGGUUAAGCGAGAGCGAGGCUGGAGUGGAAACUCAUGGGGAGGUGUCAGUCUUGGCCCCCCCGACCCGGGACCCAAUGGAGAAAGAUACGAUGAUUUUGAUACCAGGAUACUUGAGGUAAGAAAUGUUUUCAAUAUGACAGCAAAAGAGGGGAGAAAGAAAUCGGUCCGUGUACUGGUCGCCGUGGGGAAUGGCAGAGGAGCCGCAGGUUUUGCCAUUGGGAAAGCCACUGAUCGGACGGACGCGUUCAGAAAAGCAAAGAACAGAGCAGUUCACUAUUUGCAUUAUAUAGAACGAUAUGAAGACCAUACAAUAUUCCAUGAUAUCUCUUUAAGGUUUAAAAGAACACAUAUCAAGAUGAAGAAACAACGCAGAGGCUAUGGUCUCCACUGCCACCGGGCCAUCAUCACCAUCUGCCGUCUCAUUGGCAUCAAAGACAUGUAUGCCAAGGUCUCGGGGUCCAUGAACAUGCUCAACCUCACCCGGGGCCUCUUCUACGGGCUCUCUUCCCAGGAGACCCACCAGCAGCUGGCUGAUAAAAAGAGUCUCCACGUUGUGGAGUUCCGGGAGGAAUGCGGCCCUCUGCCCAUCGUGGUCGCCUCGCCCCAGGGAGCCGUGAGAAAGGAUCCGGAGCCGGAAGAUGAGGUUCCCGACACCAAACUGGACUGGGAGGAUGUGAAGAUAGCCCAGGGGAUGAAGCGCUCUGUGUGGUCAGGUUUAAAGAGAGCUGCCACCUGA
This is a messenger RNA of Pipistrellus nathusii (Nathusius's pipistrelle), 1293 nucleotides long. Lineage: Eukaryota; Metazoa; Chordata; Mammalia; Chiroptera; Vespertilionidae. The record is from the annotation of a GenBank genome assembly.